Messenger RNA from Catharus ustulatus (Swainson's thrush), 1765 nucleotides. It is a transcript of the gene DPH3, whose product is annotated as diphthamide biosynthesis 3. The record is from RefSeq and is a predicted model, not a curated record. Gene Ontology annotation, molecular function: metal ion binding. Bases 60 to 308 code for a protein of 82 amino acids. Gene Ontology annotation, biological process: protein histidyl modification to diphthamide. The transcript is spliced from 3 exons. Lineage: Eukaryota; Metazoa; Chordata; Aves; Passeriformes; Turdidae.
CCCUCAGGCGCCGCCUCUUCCCGUCCGCCGCGUCCCGGCUCCCGCCGCUUCCCGGCGGCAUGGCCGUGUUCCACGACGAGGUGGAGAUCGAGGACUUCGAGUACGACGAGGAGACCGGGACCUACAGCUACCCGUGCCCCUGCGGGGACCGAUUCCUCAUCACGCGGGAGGACCUGGAGAACGGGGAGGACGUGGCCACCUGCCCCAGCUGCUCCCUGAUCCUGCGCGUCAUUUACGACCAGGAGCAGUUCAUGCGGGAUGAAGUCGUGGCAGAACCUUUGCCAAACAAGGAAUUGGUCAAGUGCUGAUGAAUGCAUCGUGGACUGUGCUGCUUUAGGAUGAGAAAGUAUGGGGAUGGUGACUGUGGAAAGAGUUGUGGUUCUCCUUCUGGAAGUGCUUGCUGCUGUGGGAUACAAGUGCAAUAAUUGUGUUCUUCAUGAGUGAGAGUUUACUGGGACAUCAAACAUGUACAUGAGUGCGUUUUGUUCCAAAGGAUUAUACUUUAAAAAAAUACAUAUUUAUAAAUUGCUCUGUGUAUUCCAGAAGACUUGAGGAUUAUGAUCCUGAUUUACAGUAAGUCAAUACACAGAAGAAGAGUGUGUAGUUGGGAAAUUACAUUUAGUCUAGCAGUGGCUUCUUAGCCUGUGGAGAAAAACAGGCUUUAUGGGGGUAUUUGCGAGUGUGAAAUGCCACAGAGCUAAAAUGUUGGGAGGCAAGAUUUAGGAAUCGAUAGGACACAAUGCCAUACACAGUUGACACAGUGCAGCUUCUCCCAGGAUGUGGGCUCAUGGACUUGUAUCCCAUACUGAAUGUGGGGAGAAAACAAGAGAUCCAGAGCCAACAUUUGCUCAGUGUUGGUAAAUUGUCAUUACACCUGUAAACACAGGGAAGAUGCAGUUGUCCGUGUAUCUGCAGUGGGGGCAACAUUUGUGUUGGGGUAGAUUUGUUUCUUAAAUUGCUUCUAAAGUUGCUUUGAAAGAACUUUGGUAGUUGUUACCAAAUGACUCUGACAAUAAUGAUACACUUUUGAGGGUGUUGUGUGAAAUGGAGUUAACCUUUUUUUUACCCCUGCAAAGCUACUAACGUGCAGACAGACUGGAUCUCGAAGUGGGUGGUAUUUUACCCUUAUAUUCUCAACAACUUUGUGAUUUGACUGUUGCAGUAGACAUAAAAUAGGCUGCAGUUCUUUGUGCCAUUUGUAAUAAAUUCCUCAGCCUUUAUUAGAUUCUGUCACUUCCUGGAUAGGACAUGGAGACAUUUCACUUAAUAAAGACAUUCUUUAAGGUAGAAAAGAGUUGUGAGAACAUACUGCACAUUGAGUCCAAGACUACUUCUUGAAGUCACUGCACUUAAAUAUUUACUUUAAAUUGUGGUCAUUCCUGUGUUUUAGUAGGAUUUGGCAUCUGGGAAAGUAAAUCUGGGGAAAAGUACCUGUGAAGAGUUUAUAUAGCUGUUUUGCUCCAGGCACUGAAGAUAAGCAAGUUUUACUGCAUUCUUGCAUUUAGUAAUUUUUGUUCUUACAGAGUUCUGUGAAUGUUGAACAUUCUAGUUAUUUUAAGAAAAGGAGAGAAAAAAAACCCUACAUCUAGUUGGAAGCUUUGAAUGCAAUAAGCACAACCCAGAGUGUUUCCAUGCCGAAACCAGGAGGUGGCACUCGUGUUCCUUUGACAUACGUGCUUAAAAAAAAUGAAAUGUUUUGGUACUUUGGUUAGCUAUGCCUUACCAAAUAUUUAUUUUGACUAUUUAAAUAAAGAUGUUUAAGAUU